Molecule: messenger RNA, 6611 nt
Organism: Gorilla gorilla gorilla (western lowland gorilla)
Lineage: Eukaryota; Metazoa; Chordata; Mammalia; Primates; Hominidae
Gene: MEFV
Product: MEFV innate immunity regulator, pyrin
Exons: 10
Coding region: 203-2548 (781 amino acids)
Molecular function (GO): zinc ion binding; protein binding
Source: RefSeq, a predicted model, not a curated record
AAAAUCCUCUGAACCUGUAAGAAGAGAACACAGCCGGCAUGGACACACCCUUACCCUUAGUCUCAGUUCCCACCAAGACACAGAGCAUUUCCUGCGCCUUUUCCGCUAUUUCACAACCUGCCUUUUCUUGCUCACCAACGACACAGGCUUCUUUUCCUGCCAGAAGCCAGACAGCUGGCUCCAGCCUCUCCUGCUCAGCACCAUGGCUAAGACCCCUAGUGACCAUCUGCUGUCCACCCUGGAGGAGCUGGUGCCCUAUGACUUCGAGAAGUUCAAGUUCAAGCUGCAGAACACCAGUGUGGAGAAGGAGCACUCCAGGAUCCCCCGGAGCCAGAUCCAGAGAGCCAGGCCGGUGAAGAUGGCCACCCUGCUGGUCACCUACUACGGGGAAGAGUACGCCGUGCAGCUGACCCUGCAGGUCCUGCGGGCCAUCAACCAGCGCCUGCUGGCCGAGGAGCUCCACAGGGCAGCCAUUCAGGAAUAUUCCACACAAGAAAACGGCACAGACGAUUCCGCAGCGUCCAGCUCCCUGGGGGAGAACAAGCCCAGGAGCCUGAAGACUCCAGACCACCCCGAGGGGAAGGAGGGGAACGGCCCUCGGCCGUACGGGGGCGGGGCUGCCAGCCUGCGGUGCAGCCAGCCCGAGGCCGGGAGGGGGCUGUCGAGGAAGCUCCUGAGCAAACGCAGAGAGAAGGCCUCGGAGGGCCUGGACGCGCAGGGCAAGCCUCGGACCCGGAGCCCGGCCCUGCCCGGCGGGAGAAGCCCCGGCCCCUGCAGGGCGCCAGAGAGGGACCAGGCCGAGGUCCGGCUGCGCAGAAACGCCAGCUCCGCGGGGAGGCUGCAGGGGAUGGCGGGGGGCGCCCCGGGGCGGAAGGAGUGCAGGCCCUUCGAAGUGUAUCUGCCCUCGGGAAAGAUGCGGCCUAGAAGCCUUGAGGUCACCAUUUCUACAGGGGAGAAGGCGCCCGCAAAUCCAGAAAUUCUCCUGACUCUAGAGGAAACGACAGCUGCGAAUCUGGACUCGGCAACAGAACCCCGGGCAAGGCCCACUCCGGAUGGAGGGGCAUCUGCGGACCUGAAGGAAGGCCCUGGGAAUCCAGAACAUUCGGUCACCGGAAGGCCACCAGACACGGCUGCGAGUCCCCAUUGCCACGCCCAGGAAGGAGACCCAGUUGGCGGUACCUGUGAGCAUGAUUCCUGCAGCUGCCCCGAGGCAGUUUCUGGGCACCCCCAGGCCUCAGGCAGCCGCUCACCUGGCUGCCCCCGGUGCCAGGACUCCCAUGAAAGGAAGAGCCCGGGAAGCCUAAGCCCCCAGCCCCUGCCUCAGUGUAAGCGCCACAUGAAGCAGGUCCAGCUGCUCUUCUGCGAGGAUCACGAUGAGCCCAUCUGCCUCAUCUGCAGUCUGAGUCAGGAGCACCAAGGCCACCGGGUGCGCCCCAUUGAGGAGGUCGCCCUGGAACACAAGAAGAAAAUUCAGAAGCAGCUGGAGCAUCUGAAGAAGCUGAGAAAAUCAGGGGAGGAGCAGCGAUCCUAUGGGGAGGAGAAGGCAGUGAGCUUUCUGAAACAAACUGAAGCGCUGAAGCAGCGGGUGCAGAGGAAGCUGGAGCAGGUGUACUACUUCCUGGAGCAGCAAGAGCAUUUCUUUGUGGCCUCACUGGAGGACGUGGGCCAGAUGGUUGGGCAGAUCAGGAAGGCUUAUGACACCCGCGUAUCCCAGGACAUCGCCCUGCUCGACGCGCUGAUUGGGGAACUGGAGGCCAAGGAAUGCCAGUCAGAAUGGGAACUUCUGCAGGACAUUGGAGAUAUCUUGCACAGGGCUAAGACAGUGCCUGUCCCUGAACACUGGACCACUCCUCAAGAGAUAAAACAAAAGAUCCAACUCCUCCACCAGAAGUCAGAGUUUGUGGAGAAGAGCACAAAGUACUUCUCAGAAACCCUGCGUUCAGAAAUGGAAAUGUUCAAUGUUCCAGAGCUGAUUGGCGCUCAGGCACAUGCUGUUAAUGUGAUUCUGGAUGCAGAAACCGCUUACCCCAACCUCAUUUUCUCUGAUGAUCUGAAGAGUGUUAGACUUGGAAACAAGUGGGAGAGGCUGCCUGAUGGCCCGCAAAGAUUUGACAGCUGUAUCAUUGUUCUGGGCUCUCCAAGCUUCCUCUCCGGCCGCCGUUACUGGGAGGUGGAGGUCGGAGACAAGACAGCAUGGAUCCUGGGAGCCUGCAAGACGUCCAUAAGCAGGAAAGGGAACAUGACUCUGUCGCCAGAGAAUGGCUACUGGGUGGUGAUAAUGAUGAAGGAAAAUGAGUACCAGGCGUCCAGCGUUCCCCCGACCCGCCUGCUAAUAAAGGAGCCUCCCAAGCGUGUGGGCAUCUUUGUGGACUACAGAGUUGGAAGCAUCUCCUUUUACAACGUGACAGCCAGAUCCCACAUCUAUACAUUCGCCAGCUGCUCUUUCUCUGGGCCCCUUCAACCUAUCUUCAGCCCUGGGACACGUGAUGGAGGGAAGAACACAGCUCCUCUGACUAUCUGUCCAGUGGGCGGUCAGGGGCCUGACUGAAUGCCCAACACUGCAUCUCUCUUCCUGCUUCUGGCCUUGUAUCUUGCAUUCACACACUCAAUAGUCACGGAAUGCCGACUAGGUGCUAGCUGCUAUGGGAAAUGCAAAAAUAACAAAAUAGUUACUGUGCCCACGGAGCCUACCCGAUUAUAGCAGAGGUAAGUUAGGAACGAACAUGUUAGUCAAUCCGGGUGAAGACGUACUGAUGACACACCAUGGAUUUCAGAGGAGGAAGUACGGGGUCGUUGCAUAAUCCGCCCCUGGUGAGUGGCACUCUCAGGUGCUCCUGAACAGAAGAUUUGGCCCUCAUUUUCCCUCAGAACCCCAUGGCAAGGAUAUAUGUCCCCUUGUUCUCUCUGCUUCUGUCUUGAGGAUAUGGGAAGCCUAGAGAAACGCAAGCAGACUGGAUUGGGAUAGAAGUAUUUGUGUACCUGGAUUAAUGAACUAUGAUUUUUUUUUUUUUUUGAGACGGAAUCUUGCUCUGUGGCCCAGGCUGGAGUGCAGUGGCACGAUCUCAGCUCACUGCAACCUCCACCUCCCAGGUUCAAGCGAUUCUCCUGCCUCAGCCUCCUGAGCAGCUGGGAUUACAGGUGCAUGCCACCACACCAGGCUGGUUUUCUUGUAUUUUUAGUAGAGACGGGGGUUUCACCACGUUAGCCAGGCUGGUCUCGAACUCCUGACCUCAGGUGAUCCACCCGCCUCAGCCUCCCAAAGUGCUGGGAUUACAGGCAUGAGCCACCGUGCCUGGCAUAUGAUUCUUUUUUUUUUUUUUUUUGAGACAAAGUUUUGCUCUUGUCGCCCAGGCUGGAGUGCAGUGGCGCAAUCUUGGCUCACUGCAACCUCCGCCUCCCAGGUUCAAGAGAUUCUCCUGCCUCAGCCUCCGAAGUAGCUGGGAUUACAGGCGCCCGCCACCAUGCCCGGCUAAUUUUUUGCAUUUUUAGUAGACAUGAGGUUUCAUCAUGUUGGCCAGGCUGGUCUCAAACUCCUGACCUCAGGUGAUCCACCCACCUCAGCCUCCCAAAGUGCAGGGAUUACAGGCAUGAGCCACCAUGCCUAGCCAUGAUUCUUAAGAGAAUUGACUGGGCCUCAUGAAUAAAAAAAUUAGAAAAUCUGGUCAUUUGCAUUUGUCACUCAAUCACUGUGGAAUCCCAUUUCCCGACUGCAUUUCAUGAAGCAGAUGGGACUACUGUAUGGAAAAACAUUUGGCAUGUAUUCCAAGUGUCAGAUUAUUCUGUCUUGGUUUGUAUGGGAAAAUCUGCGGGUUGUAGAAUAUUAGGUUCUACUUCACACACAUCCCGUGCAUUUGUCCUUCAUUUAAAGAGAUGUAAAGGGGCCGGGCAUGGUGACUCACAUCUGUAAUCUCAGCAUUUUGGGAGGCAAAGGUGGGUGGAUCGCCUGAGCCCAGGGAUUGAGACCAGCUGGGCAAUGUGGUGAAAACCCGUCUCUACAAAAAAUACAAAAAUUAGCCAUAGGGACGGGGGUGGGAGGAUGGCUUGAGCGCAGGAGAUCGAGGCUGCAGCAGUGAACUGAGACUGCACUACGGCAAUCCAGCCUGGGCAACAGAGUGAGUCCCUGUCUCCAAAAAGUGGAUGUAAGAAGAAAAAAAUCAAAUGAAGAUUAAAUUCCAAACUCCUAUGCCAACUCCUCUGUCUUCACUACUAGAGUGCAGAUUGGAGUCAGAUACUCCAUGGCUAUGAUGAGAGCAGGUAAACUUGCUGGGCUUUCCUCCAUGAGUUUUAUUCUAUAAGAGUAAUCCACAUCCCAGGACAGUUCACAUGACCUACGGCUUAGCUGUUCCCUGCGGUGGGUCAUGUCUUAUUCCCGAUUCUCCCUUGUUAUAAGCUUUUCAUGAAUAUCUUUGUGUAUAUUUUCCAUCACCUCACCAUAUACAUAUUUUUUCUCCUGUGUUAUUCCUAAAAUGGUUCCUGAAUGCGAAAUAUCUGAUAAUGCUUCCUACGGGUUGCCAUACGAUCCUUUGCAAAGAUUUUUAAAAUAUUUCAUGCCCAAAGCAAUGACUGCCAUUUAAAAUUUUUUUGCUGAUUUAAUAGGGAUGUAAUGAGGCCUUACUUCUGUUUUAUUUCAUUACCUGUUAAUGAGGCUGUGAAUUUUUCCAUGUGAAUUUCUGCUUUUUGCUUCAUUCUAUGGAAAUUGUACAGUUCCUUUGAAUACUUGCUAUUUGGAAUCUACAUAUUGAACUUCGUGUUUUGCUGUACUUCUUCAUACAUGUUUUAGGCUGGGUGCAGUGGCUCACGCCUGCAAUCCCAACACUUUGGGAGCCAGAGGUGGGCAGAUCGCUUGCAUCCAGGGUUCGAGACCAGCCUGGGCAACAUGGCAAAACCUCGUCUCUACCAAAAAAUACAAAAAUUAGCCAGGCAUGGUGGUGAGCACCUGUAGUCCCAGCUGCUCCGGAAGCUGAGGCAGGAGAAUUGCUUGAGCCUUUGAGGCAGAGGCUGCAGUAAGCCGAGAUUGUGCCACUGCACUCCAACCUCGGCAACAGAACAAGACCCUGUCUCAAAAAAUAAAAAAAUUAAAAAAGGAAAACAAAAACAAAUGUUUUAGGUAGUACACAUUUGAAUCUGUCUGAUGAAAUUUCUCUGCCUAGUGGUUAUUUUAUGGAGCUCUAAAUCCAUACCAUAAAAUGCAUCCUUUUAAAGUGGAAAAUUCAGUGUUUCUUAGUAUAUGCAUUGUGUGUAUAAAUAUCACCACUAAUACCAGAACAUUUUAUCAUAUGUAUUAGCAGUCACUCCCCAUUCUCCCCCAUUCCCCAGAGCAUGUAAACCACUAAGCUACUUUCUGUCUCUAUGGAUUUGCCUCUUCUGGACAUAUGAUGUUAAGUGGAAUCAUACAAUAUGUGAGUUUUUUGUUACUGACUUCUUUUGCUUAGUAUGUUUUCAUGGUCCAUCCACGUUGUAGCAUGUGUCAGUACUUUCAUCCUGUUUUAUCACUGAAUAAUCCAUUAUAUGAUUACAUGUAUAUAUCACUUCUUGUUCAUCCACUGAUCACUUAGGGGACAUUGGGUUGUUUCCACUUUUAGGCUAGUGUGAACACGUUAUUGUGUGAACACACAUUUCCAUUUCUCUUGAGUUUAUACCUUGAAAUUGAACUGCUUGUUCACAUGGUAACUGUGUUAAGAAACUGCCAGCCGGGUGCGGUGGCUCACGCCUGUAAUCCCAGCACUUUGGGAGGCCGAGGCAGGCGGAUCACAAGGUCAGGAGAUCGAGACCAUCCUGGCUAACACGGUGAAACCCCGUUUCUACUAAGAAUACAAAAAAAUUAGCCAGGCGUGGUGGUGGGCGCCUGUAGUUCCAGCUACUGAGGAGGCUGAGGCAGGAGAAUGGCAUGAAUCCAGGAGGCGGAGCUUGCAGUGAGCCGAGAUGGUGCCACUGCACUCCAGCCUGGGUGACAGAGCAAGACUCCAUCUCAAAAAAAAAAAAAAAAAGAAACUGCCAAACUGUUUUCCAAAGUAGCUGGACCAUUUUAGGUCCUUUCCAAAGUAGGUGGACCACCAGCAAUAUAGGAGGGUUUCAUUUUCUCCACAUCCUCACCAAUAACAUUUUUAUGGUAUUUUUUAUUAUAGUAAUUCUAGUGUGUGUGAAGUGGUAUCUCAUUAUAGUUUUGAUUUGCAUUCAAGAUCUUUUAAAUAGGAAAUUCUUGCUUCACUUAGUUUUACUCCUAGAUGAUCAGAUACUAAAUUAACUCACCUUUCAAAUAGUUGUUUUUUUCAACUACAAAAGGAACACUCGUUAUUUGAAAAUGUAUGGAUUUAUAAAACAUAAAAAGUGACAAAUUCCUUCUAAUCCUACUCCUUAGAGACAACCAAUAUUAACUCUCUUUCCCUCCCCCCUGGCCAACAUUUCUAGAAAGCAACUGUUAACUCUUGUUAUUGUAUAUUCCUCCAGUUAAAAAAAAAAAAAGCAUAGGCUGGGGGCGGUGGCUCACACCUGUAAUCCCAACACUUUGGGAGGCCAAGGCGGGCAGAUCACGAGGUCAAGAGAUCGAGACCAUCCUGGCCAACAUGGUGAAACCCCCAUCUCUACUAAAAAUACAGAAAUUAGCUGGGUGU